AUGGACGACCGUACGAAGGGGUUGGUGCUGGCGGUGACGUCGAGCGUGUUCAUCGGCGGCAGCUUCAUCGUCAAAAAGAAGGCCCUCCGCAUGUCCGCCGUCUCGGGUAUCAGAGCCGGCAUGGGAGGCCAUUCAUACCUCAAGGAGCCACUGUGGUGGGUCGGAAUGAUCUCCAUGGUGUUGGGAGAGUUUGCCAACUUUGCAGCGUAUGCCUUUGCACCAGCCAUCCUCGUCACACCACUCGGCGCUCUCAGCAUAAUAAUCAGCGCCAUACUAGCGCACAUGCUGCUGGACGAGAAGUUGCACGUGCUGGGGUGGCUGGGAGCCACGCUGUGUGUGGUGGGGUCUAUCUCCAUUGUGCUGCACGCGCCUCAGGAGAAGGACAUUGACAACGUCAAACAGCUCUGGGCGCUCGCCACCGAACCAGCGUUUGUGAGCUACUCAGUGACGGCGCUGGCGCUGAGUGUGUUUCUCAUCUUUGUGUUGGCGCCACGCUACGGCGCCACCAACGUCCUCGUGUACCUCGCCAUCUGCUCCCUGCUCGGCUCCAUCUCCGUGGCGAGCUGCAAGGCCCUAGGGAUUGCCGUGAAGCUGACGCUGUAUGGAGACAACCAGCUCUUCUACCCUGAAACCGCCUUCUUUGCCAUCGCCCUUGCUGCCUGUGCCGUCACACAAAUUAAUUACCUUAACAAGUCCCUAGACACAUUCAACACGGCAGUGGUAACACCCAUAUACUACGUCAUGUUCACCACGCUCACCAUAGUGGCGUCAGUCAUAAUGUACAAGGACUGGGCGGGGCAGACAGCAGAGCAGGUGCUCAUGGAGCUGUGCGGAUUCCUCACCAUCCUCAUCGGCACCUACCUGCUGCACGCCACCAAGGACUUUGCUGGGGACUCCUCCCGCCUGCACCUCUUCGAUCCCGCUGCCCGAGUCACGCCGGCCAAGAACCCAGCGGCACUCAAGGGGCACAUAGGGCUGGGCACGAUGCCUUCAGGGGGUUCCAAGGAUGAUAAAGACGUGCUUGACCCCGAGGCCAAACCACUGCUGUGA
Messenger RNA from Closterium sp. Yama58-4, 1050 nucleotides. The record is from the annotation of a GenBank genome assembly. NCBI's taxonomy places the organism in Eukaryota, Viridiplantae, Streptophyta, Zygnematophyceae, Desmidiales, Closteriaceae.